GUUCUAUUUGGUAUCACAAAAGCGCAGUAGCAUUGUCUGUAUUGCAUGAAGAUAUCGAUUGGCUACAGAUAUCAAUUUCACCUUGUCGUUUAUAUAUCUCAGUUAGUAUUGUUUCUUUCAAACUUCGCUGCAUUUGUUGAAGUUUAUAUUUACUCUUGAGACUGCACCUUUCGUCGAAUUCUAUCGGGAGAAAUGUUUUUAUGACAAAAUAUUAAAAUUCCGGCUGGUACAUCAUGGUAGUUUGAACAUCUCGCUAAAUGUCCUCUUGUGAUCAGUUAUUAUAUUAGUGCUCUAGUGAUACUUUCAUUAUGCCCUUGGGUAAAUUAUUUCAGAAAAGAGGAAGCCGAAAGGAUAAGAAGGAAGUAUCCACUAAAACCGAGAAUACUGCAUACGAAAACCUGUCGUCUGGUGCUAAAGUGGAAACUGUAGAAGAGCAAUUAUCACCUGUUCAAAACGGGAAAGUAGAAGAUACUCAUUUACCUACUACCGAAUGUGGGAAAGAAGAUGUGCAACCAUUGCCUGUCGAAAGAUUAAGUGCAGAAGAGGCGCAACUAUCAGCUGUUGAAAACGUCAGUGCGGAAGAUGCUAAAAUUGAAUCUGUAAAUCAACAACUACUAUCGGUUAAGAACCAAUACUCAGAAGUUAUUCAGCCAUCAUAUGUCGAGAAAGUGAAUGAAGAGCUGCAACCCCCAUUUGUUGAAAACAUCAGUGCAAAAUUUGCUAAAACUGACAUUGUAAAUCAUCAGCUACCAAUUGUUAAGAACCGCUAUUCCGAAUAUGUUCAGGUACCAUCUGUCGAGGAGGUCAAUGAAGUGAAACCGCCAUCUAUACAGAAUGUAAUUGCAGAAGAAAUACAAAUAACAGCGAAUGAAAAUACCAAAGAAGAAUGUAAACCGGUGAUUUGUAUUCCUCAUAAUGAUAGUAAUGAAGGCGAUAAACCGCAAACUGAAAACGUUUUAAUCCAUAGACCAGAGGAAAAUUUCGAAAGUUCUAUUGAAACAGAUACUGCGCAGCAGCUGGCAGAGGGGAGUCUAGGUGAAGUUACGAAAAUUUUCCCGGUAAAAGGAAGUUCUGCAACCAUCAAGUCUACUUGCAAUUAUGAUUAUGGAAAGCAGGGUAAAGAUUACUGUUCCUCUGCUAUAACAUCUAAGGACAAUCGUUGCGUAGGAGAAGAAAAUGGCGGGCAAAGGGUAAGGAAGCACAAAUAUCGAUCUGGUUCACAAGCGGAAGAAACAUUAAAGACCAUAGAACGAGAUACAAGUAGAAGAAAAUUUGGCAGUGAAAGCGAAGUUCUGAAAAUCUCUGGAGAUUGCGAGGACAGAAUAAUCCAAAUGAAAGAAAAAGACUUAGAACAACUGAUUAAUCGUUGCGUCAACAAAAUAAUCAGAGGAUCUAUCGCGACAGCAGCUGAUGGUGGUAACCUAAACAGUCUUUACAAAGCAAAUGAAAUGAGUUUUACAGAUAGUAGAGAUUCAGAAAGUUCCGAGUCGUGUGCAUUGUACGUUGUUGAACAGAAGUUGCCUUGUGAGGCUCUAUAUGAGUAUGUGGAAGAAGAUUACAUUUCAAAUUCUGGUAGAAGUAACAUUCCGCGAGACGAAGCAGAUUGUCUAGGAGAAGAUCAUAAGGAUGAAGACAGCACAGACUGUGAAGUUGAAGAUAUUAGAGACAAUGGCCUCGAUGGCUACCAAGCUGACUGCGAAGAAAACUCAAGCAUUUAUUCCUCAGUUUCAGAUUCAAGCUUCAAGAAAGUCGAAACCCAAGAAACUGAUUUGGAAAACACUACUCCCAACGACAGCCAAGAAAUGACCAUCAGCGAAACAAACUGUGAGCAUGAUAGCAAUCUAUCACAGGAUCUCGAUGUUUCAAACAGAAUUCCAACUCAUAUAGAUACUGCUGCUUCACUUCCAGAAGGAAGUAAUUUACAAGAGAAUAAAGGGCGAGAAUCGCCUGAGUUAUCUAAAACUCGAGGUAGUACGAUCACAGAAUCUUCUGACUUCGUUCGAACACGAGGCAGCACGAUCACAGAAUCUUCAGAACUCAUUCUUAUGUCCUUAGACGAAAAUAUAAGUUCUCAAAGUCUUAAUAAUUCCACAGACACUGGUACAUCCGAUAACGUUCAAGACUUCGUAGAUAAUCUCACAGAGCAGAAUUUUUCAGAAGAAGAAAAAAAAGUAAAUUGGAAAGUUGGGUACCUGCAUGUCAAACUACCCCACAAGUCAAGGGGAAAAGGCCAUUUAAAGGUGUGGAAGAAACGUUGUGUGGCCAUCCAACUCGAUGAGUUUGUUAACGAUCCCAAAUAUCCGUCUCUUAUGAUAAGCGUAUACAGUGCAGACAGUGGUAAACAUGGCGCCAUUUUCUGGAAAUCGGUCUCCUGCCAGAAAGCUGUGGUGUACAGAAGUAAUUCCAGAACACAUCCUUACGCCUUCACUGUUUCUGACGACAGCAAAGCAGUUAUUCACUUGGCUGGCGACAGCGAAUCAAUGAGUCAAGAAUGGAUGGCUGCCAUAAGGGCGAUCUUCUGGCCACCAAGUCCAGUUGUUCAACUUGAGAAAAUGUUGUAUGGAAAUGAAUUCGAAGUGUCGAUGAUCGACAACGAGUUUGCAUUCCACGCCGGACUUCUCGGGACUUAUGGCUACCUCACUAUCACCCCCAAGAAACUGAUACUGAUUCAUCCUCAGCAGGGAUAUGUUAUUCAAGAGUGGUACCUUAACACAGUUGACAAGUUCCAGUUGAUGCCUCAAUCCAAAAUAGAAGACGUACAUAAAGUUCUUGCGAUGACCACUUGCAGUGACAGUUCUACCGGAAAAGGUGAAAUUCUGAUGUACUGCAAAGAGAGUCUGGCACUUCUUCAAUCGCUAGCCACUACAAUACACCAUGUCCUUUCGUUCCAUAGCAAGCAAGAAGGUGGAAAAUACCAAAAAGAAUUAGAGGAAAUCGCUGAAUGGUUGUUGCCUGCAACUACUCAAACAACAUGCGAUGAGACAACGAAAGAAGAGUACUACAAAGUACCUCCUAGACAGGUCAAAAGCCUGUUGGACAUACCCAAUUUCAUUUUCGAGAAGCCUCUGACACCUGUUGCGUCAGCUGCAUGUGCACCAGGCACCAGCAUGGACCUCCUAGAGUCGUCACUAGAUGCUUCCAAAACGAACACCACCACUUCUGCCUCUCGUGACUCUGGAAUAUCAUCAGAAAACGUCGCAGACGACUUUCUUAAUUGCAGCGUUACUUCGUUCGUGGUUGGUGGCGGAGCUUUUCCUGGAAAAUCUUCAGACAGCGAGCUAUCGGACUCUUAUACACCACCUCGUUCUCCAGAAUUGAAAAAGAAAAUCAUAAGUGAUGAUGAACUGGCAACAUCAAAUGACCAAACAGCAGUGCAGUAGAGAAAGCUCUCCCAGAGAGCUCCUUUUAACCCCAAAUUAUCGUAAAUAUAUAAGUCAUCAUGAAUCAUAAGCGUUAUAAUUCACAGGCACGGUUUAGUCAGAAUCUGGGAAACAGGAGUUAAGACACCUUCGUGACAAUGAUUUUAGCAUGAUCAUUUAUUAAGUCAUUUUUAAACAGCAAUAACUGCGAAAUCAACUUCAAUGGUGAAUAAAUUUUCCAUUUUUUACAAAAUUAUUUUAUUUUCAGUUUAACACGAAAAUUUAUACGAAGAGCGAAAUUUAAUCAGUGGCUCACUGCUAUGAAAUGGACUUAUGGAAUCAGUGGAUUUAUAUGAAGCCAUUUUUAUCACAUUUUAUCACGGUAUCCAUAUUUUCCGAAAAUUGUAGUGUAAAACGAAAAACAGUAUACUUUUUUUUCCAUAAUUCUGAUGGCAAGAAUACAUGUCUGUGACGUAGAAAAGAAUAGGCAUUUCAUCUUGUAUCAUUCUUCAUCACUGUAUUUGUUGUUUUUAAGAAUAGAACGAACGCUAAAAAAUUGGUACUUAAACGUAUUAACGCAACCACCUCAAUGCAAUCUGGCGAUUUUUUUGAAGAUGAAAAGGUAAAAUUUACCUAUGAGGUAUCGGUCGGCGAUUUUUUUAAAAACGCUCCCAAAUUACUGGUGUUUAUCGUAAGUUAGCAAACAUUAUCAGCAUAUUAAAAAAAACACCUAUUUUAAUGUCUGUAAAUACAAAUUUUAAAUAUAAAAGAAAUAUUAUACGAUACAUGAAAAACAAAACGCUUAUGCUUUUUCUAUAAUUCCUUUGUGCUAUUCUUAUCCCCAUGAACACAGCUAUCCGUUUUCGCUUAAAAAAUAUUAGAGAAUUGCACAAACUCGGCAUGACGCAUCAGCUACCUGUCAAACAAAUCUAAUCAUUGUUGUCUUUGCCAUAUUUAUCCUCAGAAUCGCUAUUCUUGCAGUUUCCUUCACUGCUUGCAAAUUCUACAAACGCAUGUCUUCAAAUUCAAAUUAAGACAAAGACGAUUUAUCUCUUGUUGUUGAAACCCGGAAUACAGCAAAAAGAAAGCAAAGGAAAAUGGAGAUUUUGCUUGACCGAAGGAUUGUUUUAAGCAUGGUAGCCUGAAGACUGGUAUGCGUAUAGUUGCCAAAAUUGAGCACAUUCUGAAAAUUUGGUGACUUCUAGUAAGGUGGUUGCAAUAAUACAUAAGUACGAAAAAUUAAGUAGAAAAAUAAUUGUUUGUAGGCAAGGAAGAUAAAAUGCUAGUAAGAAGUUGUAAACAAGGAAAAAUGUUUGCUUUGCUGUAAAGUUUAAACUCACCUAACCAUUAACCAGUAACAUAUAAUCAUUGCUGAUAGGUUGCAUUAAUGUAGAAUCAGUAUUAUCUCCGAGUUCUAAAUCUGUUUCAAAUCAUGAAUGUAUUUUAUUUUGUUCCGAUUGUUACAUUUUGUAUUGUACGAUAUUGCAGAAUCAUUGUAGAGUUAUGUACUAUUUUAUGUAUUUUAUUUAAAAUAAACAUUUACAAGACAA
Stegodyphus dumicola is the source of this 4909-nucleotide messenger RNA. RefSeq lists its product as uncharacterized. Lineage: Eukaryota; Metazoa; Arthropoda; Arachnida; Araneae; Eresidae. The record is from RefSeq and is a predicted model, not a curated record.